Molecule: messenger RNA, 1670 nt
Organism: Pyrus x bretschneideri (Chinese white pear)
Lineage: Eukaryota; Viridiplantae; Streptophyta; Magnoliopsida; Rosales; Rosaceae
Exons: 5
Coding region: 334-1368 (344 amino acids)
Biological process (GO): Golgi vesicle transport
Cellular component (GO): membrane
Source: RefSeq, a predicted model, not a curated record
CUCUCAACUUCACCAGACGACAUCGUUCUGGGCUUUUUAGAAACUCCCAGUUAUUUAUGCCUCUCUCUCUCUCUUCCCCAACCCAAAUCUUCUGUCGCCUGCAAAUCCAAAUUGCAUCGCUGAAAUAACGAAAUCUCUCCUCACCCAACUUCCCCUUUACCCUCUUUGUCUAUUUCUAAUUUCUAUUUGCUUCCACUGUCAAUUUUUACUCAAAUUAAUUUCGGAAUUAAAUCAAUUUUCGAGCUAGGGUUCUUUUUCUUUUUUUUUUUUUUUUUUUUUGGAAUAAAACAAGAUUGGUUGCUAAUUCAUAUAUAAAUUUGGGCUGAUUAAUUAAUGGCGUCAAGUUUUGAUCGAUGGGAGAAAGAUCCAUUUUUUCCGGCGGCCGAAGAAGUUCAAGAAUCCGCCGGAAGGAUGGAAUCUACAUAUCGAACAUGGAUCCACGCCAGGAAAGACGCUUCCAGUAUGUGGGAUUCCGAGGAACUUCGCAGGGAUCUUUGUACAACUCUUGGAACUACCAAAUGGCAGUUAGAGGAGUUUACACGAGCAGUCAGGUCAAGUUAUGCAAGAAGCUCAUGUGAAGACGCAAGAGAGAGGCACCGUGCAUUCAUUGUUGCCAUCGAGGAGCAGGUUUCCAAAAUUGAAAAAUCGUUCAAGGAAGCUGCCCUUUCUGAGGGCAAGGCUUCUCAGCCUUGGGUGCGUUUGGAUGAAGGGGAGUGCAAUGAACUUGCAUUUUUUCUUUCUGGACCAUCUGCUUCCGAAGAGACAGUUGUUGCCAAAAAUAACGACAAGGAUGUUGAAAAACCACGAGUCACAGAUGGAGAUACAGCGCCAGGUUGUUCAAAGAACUCAUGUGGUUCGAACGAGUUGGGCUCCCAGAAGACUAGGGAGGAGAAGUCACAUGGGCAUAGGAGGACAGCUAGUGAUAGUGCUGACAUUGGUGCCUGGAAAAUUGCUGUUUUUGACGAUGGAUACGUACCAAGUUCUUCUGCUAUGAUGGUUGAGCAUCCUGUACGAAAGAUUCCUAGUAUGUCUGGGUUUCUUAGUUCCAUGGAAACCGCGUCAAAGUUGAAGUGGUCAAAGAAUGGUUUUAGAAAGUGGAAGGCAGUCGACCGUCAUGAAGACGCUGAUACUGCAUUGUUGCCACCUACUCAGUUGACUAGGGGCAUCAAUGCUUGCUUGGAAAAAAAUAAGAGUUGUUUGGAUAGUUGCGAUGAAUGUUACGAUAAACCAUUGUAUGGCUGGUACGGAGCUAUCCAGAGACAACUUCAACGGUCUCAGUACUAUAUGCAAUAUAGUUGGCCUGCACGCGUAGCACUUUGGAUCGGUGUACUCCUUUUCUUGAUUGUCUUUGUGUUGCGUGCGAUCUGAGCUGUGGCCUUUGUCCACAGUUUUUGGUAGAUCGUGACAGAACGGGGAGAAACUAUCAAUCGAUGGACCUAGAAGUAGGAAAACGCAAUACUAUUUUCACACGUUGUUGAAGUGCCAAGCGAUGAGCACAACCUAAGAGAACCUCAAAGGAUUCCACUUUUGUUUUGAUGUUUUCCUCCUCCAAUUUUGAUUCCUUUGGCGGAGGAAAACUUCUGUUGUAUUAUACAAGCGAUAUCAGCGAAAGUUGUAAGCUGAAAGAUAUGUGCUACUGCAUCUUGUAAUAUAAAUUUUCUUUCCUUUUC